Ziziphus jujuba (common jujube) is the source of this 774-nucleotide messenger RNA. Its product is annotated as large ribosomal subunit protein cL38. Lineage: Eukaryota; Viridiplantae; Streptophyta; Magnoliopsida; Rosales; Rhamnaceae. Gene Ontology annotation, biological process: translation. The record is from RefSeq and is a predicted model, not a curated record. Gene Ontology annotation, cellular component: ribosome; chloroplast. The coding region runs from base 132 to 494 and encodes 120 amino acids. Gene Ontology annotation, molecular function: structural constituent of ribosome; rRNA binding. The transcript has a single exon.
AUAAUCCGCAAAAAAAAAAACAAACGAGAGGUCCAGAAAAAGAAACCCAUUUUUACAGUUUCAAUCAAUCAACCAAAAGCCCUUGGGAGAAACAGAGCCGAAAAAAGAAAGAAGAAGAGGCAGAGGAACAAAUGUUCGCGUCCGCCAUGUUUGGUGCUCAAGCGUUAUCACUGCGUAACCCACCGUCCACAGCAUUGCUACUGGGACCCAGUGGCGGUGUGGUCCGGAUAGAAGCGCCAAGGCACGUUGGUGGGUUGGUGAUAGAAUGCUCGUCCAGGCCACAGAAGAAGGCCACGGCGCACCAUAGGAAGACUCGGCCACGCAAGACUCAGCCAUGGGACGUCAAGCGCAAGCCCACCGUUUACCCUCCCUUGCCUCCCCUCCCUCCCGAGUGGACCUUGCUCUCCCAUGAUCAUUCUUCUUCUGCUUCUGCUGCUGUUGAAGUCUCUGUUAUUCCUCCUCCCGAAGCUCAGCCCGCCACACCAAGUGGAUAAAACAUUUACGUUGUAUGUUUCUACUUAAAAAAUAUAUAUAUAUAUAUAUAUGUUUUUGGAGAGUUGGGUUUUGGAUUUUGAACUGUUUCUGAAUGGUUGAAUAUGUUGAAUUCUGUGUUGUGUGUAUUUUUUUGCUUGGUUUUGAGGGUUUAAUGAUGUGUUUGCUGGGACUUGGGAGAAGCUAUGAGUUGUCCAAAACCAGUUUGAUGAUAGUACUCUGUGCAAAUGGAGUGACCCAGAUGGACAAAACACAGUGCUUCUAAUUCUGAAUGCAUCCUUA